UCCUCUCUGUCUGCGCCCCCAACACCUCCGUUCCUGCCUUCGUUCCCCUAGCCUGAGGAGGUAUGGCAUCGCGAAUUCUCUCCUCCUCUCUCAAGAGAUUCAUCCGGAAGGGUGUAACUCCCAAUGCCGUUCGACGGUUUGCUGCUGCUGUAGACGUACGUGCGCCAGUCACGGAAGUCACCACUCUCCCAAAUGGAUUAACCAUUGCGACCGAGUCACACCCGAAUGCCAUGACCGCUACGGUUGGUGUCUGGAUUGAUGCCGGGUCGCGUGCGGAGACGGACAAGACCAACGGUGCCGCACACUUCCUCGAACAUAUGGCUUUCAAGGGGACGAACAAGCGCUCGCAGCACGGGCUCGAGCUCGAAGUCGAGAACCUUGGUGCACAUCUGAAUGCGUACACCAGCCGUGAGCAGACUGUCUACUACGCCAAGAGCUUCAAGAAGGAUGUGGGCACCUCAGUUGAGAUCAUCUCUGAUAUCCUGCAAAACUCGAAGCUGGAGGAGGGUGCAAUCGAACGCGAGCGUGAUGUUAUUUUGAGGGAGCAGGAGGAAGUCGAUAAGCAAUAUGAGGAGGUUGUCUUCGACCAUCUUCAUUCGGUUGCUUUCCAAAAGCAAGCCCUUGGUCGUACGAUUCUCGGCCCACGGGAGAAUAUCCUGUCUCUCAAGCGAGGUGAUCUGGAGAACUACAUCAAGACCAACUACACCUCGGACCGCAUGGUUCUCGUUGGAACCGGUGGUGUUUCACACGACGAAAUGAAGGAGCUCGCCAACAAGCACUUCUCCAAGUUCCCUGUCUCUGAUCGCCGUACACCAUUGGGUCGCACAGCAUACCCGAAGACUUCGUUCGUUGGAUCUGAGGUUCGUAUCCGCGACGACACUAUGCCAACGUGCAACCUCGCUAUCGCCGUCGAAGGUGUUGGCUGGCGCUCCAAUGACUACUUCCCCAUGUUGGUCAUGCAGUCCAUCUUCGGCAACUGGGACCGUUCACUCGGCGCCUCCCCUCUCCUCAGCUCGAAGCUCAGCACGAUUGUCGCCGAAAACAACCUCGCCAACUCUUUCAUGUCCUUCUCCACCUCCUACUCCGACACCGGCCUUUGGGGUAUCUACCUGGUCACCGAGAAUCUGAUGCAGAUCGAUGAUCUUGUGCACUUCACGCUCAGGGAGUGGACCCGCAUGAGCAUGAGCCCAAUGGAUGCCGAGGUGGAGAGGGCAAAGAGCCAGCUCAAGGCGAGCAUGCUCCUGGGCCUUGACGGCACCACCGCCAUCGCAGAGGAUAUUGGAAGGCAAAUCGUCACCACCGGCAGGAGGUACACACCGAAGGAGUUCGAGAACGCCGUAAAUGCUGUCACCACCUCCGAAAUUCAGCGGGUUGCUCAAAAAUACCUGUGGGACAAGGAUUUCGCGCUUGCUGCUGUGGGCCGUGUUGAGGGUCUGUUCGACUACAACCGUAUUCGCGCAGACAUGUCCUCAAUGAUGUACUGAGCUCCCUAAAAUAGACCCGCUGUAUAUUUCUCCCCUACCACUAAGUGGCAAAAUCCAAUCCCAACCGUAAUAUCCAGGGCAACAACACAUACGUUUUCAUUGAUAUUCUACUGUUACAAGUCGGGACUGUACCAGUUCACCAUGUCACUGAAUAGCAAUUCUUCC
This is a messenger RNA of Dacryopinax primogenitus, 1649 nucleotides long. RefSeq lists its product as uncharacterized. Gene Ontology annotation, molecular function: metal ion binding; metalloendopeptidase activity. The transcript has 4 exons. NCBI's taxonomy places the organism in Eukaryota, Fungi, Basidiomycota, Dacrymycetes, Dacrymycetales, Dacrymycetaceae. Gene Ontology annotation, cellular component: mitochondrion. The coding region runs from base 63 to 1484 and encodes 473 amino acids. The record is from RefSeq and is a predicted model, not a curated record.